Molecule: messenger RNA, 4496 nt
Organism: Stegastes partitus (bicolor damselfish)
Lineage: Eukaryota; Metazoa; Chordata; Actinopteri; Pomacentridae
Gene: sema3e
Product: sema domain, immunoglobulin domain (Ig), short basic domain, secreted, (semaphorin) 3E
Exons: 17
Coding region: 525-2912 (795 amino acids)
Biological process (GO): negative chemotaxis; positive regulation of cell migration; axon guidance
Cellular component (GO): plasma membrane
Molecular function (GO): chemorepellent activity; semaphorin receptor binding
Source: RefSeq, a predicted model, not a curated record
AGGUCUUACAAAUCAACACUUCCAACACCUUUGUUGGAUCUGCUUUUUUUCUUUUUUUUUUAAAUUUCACUUUUUUUUGUUGAUCUGAUCAGAAAGAGUGAGUCUAAGCCGUGCAUGCAGACAGACAAACAAACAGACGGACUGACAUAUGGACACAGAGCAGUGAGCACUGCGGCGUGAAUGUAGCAACUGGACUUCUCUUCUCCCUGGUAACUAAGACCAAACAAGGAUAAUAGCCAAAGCCCUAUCCUGUCCACUGAGGUAGUGGGUGGAUGCAGCUUUCAGCAGGCUGCUAUAGGAGAAAGCUGAGACUGUAUAGAGGCUGCAGAGAUACGUUUAGUUGAUUGUGGUGAUCAUUAGAAGAUGGACUGUCACCUCCAGGGAGACUCUUGUUGGAUUGUUAUACCGAAGACUGUCUCGUGUUGAACACUGUUUGCAGGACGUUGCCGAGCAAAGACUUUUUUCCUUUUUGCACAGAAUCUGUUGCACGUGCUGUGUGGACUUUCUGACUGUAUGAAUGUAGAAUGUGUGCCUCAGUGAUGGUGGCUGAGCGCAUAAGGACUGUGUAUCUGUCACUGAUGCUGCUGUAUCUCGUUCUGCUGGGCACGGCUCGCACGGCGCACAGCAUCUACCCACGGAUACGUCUCUCCCACAAAGAGCUUUGGCAGCUGAACAGGACUUGGGUGUUCCAGGGACAUGGAGCGUCUCUUCAACCCCAGACCAUGCUGCUGGAUGAGGGCCACGAGAGGCUUUAUGUCGGUGCCAAGAAUACUCUUUUCUCCCUGAGCCUGGACCGGGUUAACACACACCACAGAGAGAUCCAGUGGGCCAGUACAGAGUCUCAGAUAGAGGAGUGUAUGAUGAAGGGGAGGGAAAAGCCGGAGUGUGCCAACUACAUCAAGGUGUUGCAGCAGCACAACCAGACUCAUUUGCUGGUUUGUGGAACAGGAGCCUUUAACCCGACUUGUGCCCUGGUCGGAGUGGGACACGCAGGGCAGGACAAGCUGUUUACUCUUGAAGAAGAGAGUGUUAUGAGCGGCAGAGGACGCUGCCCGUAUGACCCCAACAGCCCCUGCACAUCUACACUCUCCAGAGGAGAGCUCUACAUCGGCCUGUACACCGACUACUGGGAGAAUGACGGCGCUUUGUGUCGACUGAACAACCAGACCUACACACGGACCGAAAGGAACGACAGGCAGCAGCUCAACGAACCUAAGUUUGUGGGCUCAGCAGUUAUUCCUGACAACGACGACAGAGACGAUGACAAAGUUUACUUCUUCUUCACUGAGCGGGAGGUGGACGCCGAGGGAAUGAACAAGGCCGUCUACGCCCGCGUUGGCCGAGUCUGUGCGAAUGACCAGGGAGGACAGAGGAUGCUGGUGAAUAGAUGGAGCUCCUUCCUCAAGACUCGUCUCAUCUGCUCGGUGGCCGGACCGAACGGCAUUGACACGCACUUUGAUGAUCUCGAGGAUGUGUUUGUGCUCAACAGCAAGGAUGAGAAAAACCCAGAAAUAUUUGGCCUCUUUAGCACGACAAGCGCGGUGUUUAAAGGCUACGCGGUGUGUGUUUAUCACAUGGAGGACAUCAGAGCAGCCUUUAACGGUCCAUUUGCCUACCGAGAGAGACCCGAGCAUCACUGGACACCUCACGAGGACAGAGUCCCCUACCCUCGACCUGGAUCCUGUGCCAGUAAAAUGAACGGCGGCGGCUUCUCCAGCUCAAAGGAGUUUCCUGAUGAAGUUCUGCGGUUCGUGCGCUCUCAUCCUGUGAUGUAUCGCCCAGUGCUUCCGCAGCAUCACAGGCCCGUCCUGCUGCAGACCGAGCCGGGCAGAAGAAAGCUGACCCAGAUUGCGGUAGAUCGGGUCCAAGCCCAGGACGGACACUACCAUGUCCUCUACAUCGGCACUGAUGACUCAGUGGUGCUGAAAGUUAUCACCAUCUACAACAAAGACACAGACACUAUGGAGGAGGUGCUGCUGGAAGAGCUGCAAGUAUUCAAGCUACCAGCACCAAUAAGAGAGAUCAUAAUAUCACCAAAAAGGCAACAGCUAUACGUGGGUUCGGAAGUGGGUGUGGCUCAAGUCAAACUGCAUCAGUGUGACCUGUACGGUUCAGAAUGUGCAGAUUGCUGCCUGGCUCGAGACCCCUACUGCGCCUGGGAUGGCCUCACCUGCUCCAGAUACUACCCCGCUGGAGUCUACACCAAGAGGCGAUUCAGGCGGCAGGAUGUUCGCCAUGGCAACGCCGUACAGCUGUGCAAUGGGCUGCAAAUUGAUGAUGAACAAUGGCAGCGAGCCGAAGAGAAGCUGGUGUACAGCGUGGAAAGCAACAGCACUUUACUAGAAUGUGUCCCGAGAUCACUCCAAGCCAAGGUCCUCUGGUUCUUACAGAAAGGAGGAGAGAAACUGGAGGUACGAGGUGAUGAGCGGGUUAUCAUGACCUCCCACGGGCUGCUGUUCCUACGUGUGAGAAGCUCAGAUGCCGGCGUGUACGUGUGCCAAACUGUGGAACACGGAUACGUGCACACAUUGUUACGAAUCCGGCUGCACGUGCUCAAAGGGGAGAGGGUGGAGUCGGCCAUCCACGCGGCUAACGACGGGGAGGGAGAGAAAGCCACAGCUCCGUGCCACUCCUCAAUUGGCCCCCCGCCGGGCCCCAGCAUCAGCCCCAGAUCUCUGGUGCCGUCCUCCGUCUCGGGCCCCCACUCCAGGCUGUGGUACAAGGAGUUCCUCCAGCUGAUUGGCUACGGGGAUGCUCAGAGGGUAGAGGAGUACUGUGAGAGAGUGUGGUGCUCUGAUAAGAAACGCAAAAAGACCAAAAGGAAGUAUGUUCCUUUGGGUGGUGAGAAGAGAGGAAAAGCGAGGGGAGAGGAGAACUCCCACAGAGCUCCCAGGCACACCUUGGACACCUGAGGAGAGCAGAGGCUGACAGUACAUACUACUCACAUGCAGUCUAAAGGUCAGACUCACUCAGUGUUUGCACCACGUAAAAGGUUUUCACUUUGCUUUCGACAAGAGCAGUAAUAGAAAAAAAAAAAACAACAGUAGCAGGCUGCCUCGCUAUCGUAGCUACAUUCACCACUCAGUACUUUGAUUGUGCCAUUUCCACUUAUUUUAAACCCACAUUUUGCUUUGUUUUUGUUUGUGUGUGUGGGGUAAAACUUAUUAUUUGGUGCAGACACUGGGUCAACAGUACAAAUGUCCGUGUCAAUACAGAGCAGAGACCCUGGGGGCGGACGGACGACAGAUUAACCAAUGUUGCCUCUGAUUUGGAGAGACAGACCAUAAUACAUAUCAGCUCCUGCGGACUGACCCCAGCCCGACCCAGCCGUCAAUCAAAACGCACACCGAGACCGCUCGGCUAAAAAAAUCUCUGCUUCACCUCUCAUUCGACGGCGUAAAUAACGACAAACUCUUGAUUACGAGAGAAAAACAACGAUGUUAAAGCUAACCGCCUUCUGAUCUCUCAUUGGUACUGCAGUAACUUAUUUUCUUGGUUUCUACUUUGAGUUGUCUAGUUGUUUAGAUGUCCUAAACUGGAAAAAAAUAUGGUGUUGUUGAUUUUGUAGAGUGAAAAAUGCUAAUUUGAUUCGAUGGCGGCUGUGGGGUGAUGACCUCGGUGCGAGAUGUUGCAACGCCACUAUUACGGAUAUUUGAGGCAUGUUUUUAAUUAUAAUUAUGCCCUCAAUGGAAAUAAAUACUAUUUAAGCACUUGUUAAACCUGUUCCAGUAGAUGAAAAGUGGUCCCAUCAGUGGACAUUAUUGUUACUGUAAGUUACAUCUACAAUUGUGAUCAAAUGUACCAACAGUAUUGUGUGUAUUGUAUAUUGUAUUUAUCUAAAAUUCAGGGUGGUCUUUGUGUGCACAUCUGGUAACUAUAACUGUGUAUUCAAAAAGUCAUCCCUCUCUCUGCUGGCUGCUUUCACUUUCUUUCCCCCACUGCUUUUCCUCCUUUUCCCUCCUCUUUCGCUUCCUUAUUCCCUCGUCAUCCUUCCGCCCACUUUCUUGUUUGUCUGCAGUGAUGUUGCAGAUGGGAGUCAUAAUUACCACCACAGACAGCGAUGUACAACACCACAUUUCCCUUAAAAGAAAAAAAAAAAAAGAGAUGAAUAAAUGUUAGGGGGACCAUCCAAGCAUGUCAUUAGUGAAACAGAUGAGUCAGUCUUAUGAAUAUUCAUGUAAUCCUGAGAUGACAAAAACAAACAAUCUGAUGUUACAGUGAAAUGCACUGUAGUGGUUGUGCUAAUUACUCUGGAGGAUUGUGUCUUUUUGUUUUUUUUUCAUGCUGUGCAUUAUUUAUUUUAUGUCACUUUAUCGUUUCGACCCUGUUGUCUAUGUGUUGUUUUCGUGACAUGGAGAAAAAAAAAACAACAACCACUUUUCAGGCCUUUGUAUUGUCACUCGUCAUUCUCUUUGGAUAUUCUUCAUCUAAGAAUGAAUAUGUUGUCUGCUAUACCCCUUAUAAAUACCUGCCAUUAAAAAAAAAGAUGGACCAUC